UUUCCUGUUAUUUUUACCAGUCAACAACAAAUUUCCAAAAUAUUGAAAAGAGAAUUGAUACAAAAUUGGAAUUGGAUGACUUGAGUUAUUCUGAUAUUGAUGGAGAAAAGGAAGACAUGGAUGUUUGCAUGGAUUCAAAUGAAGAGUUACAUGUAGUGAUUAAGACAGAAAAACAGCAGACCAAAGAUGAACAAGAAUCUUUUGGCCAGGAAACUAUGUUUUUUAACACAAGUAAUAUUUUACCUGUUAAACAUGAAACUGAUGAGGAUGCAGGAGAAAUGUACAUUUGCAACACAGAGAAUUUGCAAUUUUGUAAAAAUGAAGGGGAGAUAACUGUAGAUAAGAUACAAUCAGGGGAGACAAAUGUGGAUAAGACACUGAUAGGGGAGACAACUUUGCUUAAAAAAAAUGGGAAUAAAUUACUGAAUUCUAAAAUCAAUAAUGAAAAAGUUAAAACAAACAAAUUCUUUUGUGAGCAGUGUGGGUCGAGUUUUAGUUUUAAAAGUGGUUUAAGUCGACAUGUUAUUAAAGCGCACAGGAACAGAAUUUCCAAAAAUAAUGAAAUGAGUAGGGAUGCAGCUUUAGAAUUUUGUCCAGAGAAAAUACACAACCACUUGAUCAAAGAUUUAUCAGUUUCUGAUAUAAAAACAAGGUUAAAAGCAAAUUUUGGAAAAAAACAUGAUUCGAUUAAAUUUCCUUGUGACAAAUGUUUUGAAACCUUUGAUACACAAAAGUUGUUGAAAAGACAUGCUAAAUCUCAUGUAUUUUCAUGUGAAGUUUGUAGGUUAUCAUUUACUGGUAAAAAAGAAUUGGAUCGACACAGAAUUGACUCGAAUCACAAUCCAACAUAUGCUUGUUCCGUGUGUUCUUCAGUUUUUGAUACUGAAAAACAAGUAAUGAAACACAUGAGGCUCCAUACGGGGGAUUCUGUCAAUGAAUGUGAAUUCUGUCUGAAAACAUUUAAUCAAAAACACCAUCUUGUAAAUCACUUGCGACAACAUACGGGAGAAAAACCAUUUGAGUGCCUUCUUUGUGGUAAAAAAUUUAGACGAAAGGCAUAUCUUCAAAUUCACCAAAUUUCUCAUACUGGCGAAAAAUUAUUCAAAUGUGAUAUCUGUUCUGUGAGUUUGUCUAGCAAAUGGAGUUUACGAUGUCACAUGAAAACACACAAAGAAUAUGCGAAUAGUCGGGAUAUGGUUGACACCCUCCAGUAUCCUUGUGAAGAUUGUGGGAUGGCUUUCAAAAGAAACGAUGCUCUUGCAAAUCAUAAAAUGAAAGUACAUACAAAUGAACGACCAUUUAAAUGUUUAGUUUGUGGAGUGGGGUUCAGGAAAGGGUCUCAUUUAAUGAACCAUUCCCGCCUCCACACAGGAGAAAAACCAUUCAUGUGUGAAUUGUGUGGUCAAAAGUUCAGACGACCUUCAUAUCUAAGAGAUCAUGCUCGAUUGGUUCAUGGUCAAGAACAACCAUUCAAGUGUGAAAAAUGUCAGAAGCCAUUUAUGACCGAAAAUACUCUCCAGAAGCAUCUAAUUACCUGCACACCUGGAAAACCUAAAAAGACAUACGAAUGUCACAUUUGUCAGAAAAAUUAUGUCAAUAAGAUUUGCUUUACAAACCAUAUCUCUAAAUGUCAGAAAAGUUCAGGGGAAGAUUUCUGCACCUGCGGUAUGAAAAAGCCACCAACAGAAUUGAAAAGUCAAAACGUCAAAAAUGUUGAAUCUGUUAACAUGGUAGAAGAAAGAACAAAAAGAUUGAAUGACAGGAUCUCAGAUAAAAAGACCCCAAGCUUAAAAAGUGUAAAUAACAAAAGACUGAAACUCAGUAGUGAAACAUGUAUAGACAAUAAAGAUGUAGAAGAUAUGAACGAUACAGAUUAUGAAAUUGAUAAAAGUUCCAGGAUCUCAGACAAUGUUGGUACAGAGAUAUAUUCUGAAACAAAUUCAUGUCAGGAUGAAAAUUCAAAUGGACCAUCGGCAGAAAACAAUACUAUGCCUCAAACAAAUUGGUGCAAGGAAGAAAUUUCGAAUAAAUUAUUGGUAGAAAACAAUUUUGAAAAUGAAGAACUGAUAGACAACUGUGCACCUAAUUUUAGUUGUGAAAGGUGUGGGAAGCCAUUUAUGGUUACUUAAACACAAAUGGGAAGCACUUAAGGUGGUUCCUAACAUUACAGGGAGAUAACUCUGUAAAAUCAGCUUAACGUUUUAAUAACAUUGUGUUGUUUAGGGAAUAUUUAGCUUCUCAAUGAUCAACAUUAGUGUUUGUCAAACUGCUAUAUAAACAGUGUAAUUUUUCUGAUAAAAUGAUUGGUUCAAAUUUUUUGAAGUUUUUUAUAUUUUUGUCAAAGGGUCAAAGUAAAUACUUUGUCAAAAUUUUAUGAAAAUUAAACGAGCCAAAUUAAUUUAAGGGAAGGGUUGGGUACUACCUUAAGAUCAAAUAUCUAUGUCAUGUAUGUGGGAAGCACUAAAGGUCAAAUAUUUAUAUGGUUUUUGAAGGUCAAAUAUACACAUAUGAUUUAUUUAUAUUUGCUGUGGCUUGAGAAAAACCUGAUAUUUGGUAAACUUUUAGUAGCAAAAUUCACUAAGACAAAUAUCAAAGGUUGAAAUAUAUACCAAAGUUCUAAUAGAGCAGUCCAUGUACAUUUUGUAAGGUAUAAAUAUCCUAGUUUACAAUAUGUUUGUCAAAGGGAAAUAAUCCAAAUAAUUCUAUUUACAAAAGAACUUUCAGUACCAAAUAAAUGAUAACAAAGGACUCUAGAUCAGCUAUUGCAAAUGUUGGUAAAUUACUAAUUGAAUAUGAUAAAUGUAUUCAUGUAUAAACAGUCAAGGGUCUAACUUAAAUAAGUUAUUAGAGAAAAAAAACAUACAUGUUGUUAUUGUGAGCUAAAAUAUCCAAAAACUGUGAUAACAUAUGUAUGUUACAUGUUUCAAAGGGAAAAUAUACAACCUUUAUUUUGUUAAAUUUUUCUCAAGUUCCAUUGAUAUUAUUAUUUUCUUUUUGUAAACUAAACUUUGCAAAGAUAUAACAGUUCAUAGUUUACCAAUCAUGCAUAGCACACCUACUGUAUGUCAUGUAUGUUAUUACUGAAAAUAUAUUC
Messenger RNA from Mytilus trossulus (common blue mussel), 3094 nucleotides. RefSeq names its product zinc finger protein 723-like. The transcript has 2 exons. Gene Ontology annotation, biological process: regulation of transcription by RNA polymerase II. Bases 117 to 2129 code for a protein of 670 amino acids. Lineage: Eukaryota; Metazoa; Mollusca; Bivalvia; Mytilida; Mytilidae. Gene Ontology annotation, molecular function: RNA polymerase II cis-regulatory region sequence-specific DNA binding; DNA-binding transcription factor activity. The record is from RefSeq and is a predicted model, not a curated record.